AUGGGCCAACAAGAGACCGACGUCGAGGCAAGGGACUAUGUGCCGGCUCCCCCAGUCUACGGCGAUGAGAAACGAAACGACAUGCGGGCGAUGGUCGAGGCCAGCUUGCACGACACCCGGUAUAAUCAGACGCAGCGAGGCCUGAAGUCGCGACAUGUCCAGAUGAUGGCCCUUGGAGGCACCAUUGGAACCGGUCUCUUCGUCGGCUCGGGUCAGGCCCUGGCAAAAGGCGGCCCUGCAUUUCUAGUUGGGGCAUACCUUCUCAUAGGUGUGCUCGUCUACCUUGUUGUUACGGCUAUAGCGGAGGUUGGUACCUACUUACCCGUCCACGGAGGUACGAUGAGCUACUACGGCUUCCGUUAUGUCUCGCGCAGCAUGGGCUUCUCACUCGGAUAUCUGUACUGGUACUCGCUGGGCAUCCUUGUACCGAACGAGAUUGUCGCCGCUUCUCUGAUCGUGGGCUACUGGGACGACUCUAUCAACAUUGCUAUCUGGAUCACCAUCUUCCUGGUCGUCAUCAUCGCUCUAAACCUUCUGCCCGUGCGCUGGUAUGGAGAGUCUGAAUUCUGGUUUGCUAGUCUUAAGGUCAUCAUGAUGCUAGGCUUGAUCGUCCUCGCCUUCGUCCUCUUCUGGGGCGGAGGCCCGUCCCACCAACGACUAGGAUUCCAUUACUGGACACACCCGCGGCCGGCGAAUGAAUACAUCGUCAAAGGUGAUGCCGGUCGGUUUGUGGCCUUCCUUAAAUGCGUCGUCCUCAGCGCUUUCGCAUUCCUGUUCGCCCCCGAGCUUAUCAUCCAGACGGCCGGCGAGAUGGAGUCGCCUCGACACAACAUUCCACGAGCCUCCCGCCGCUUUUUCUACCGUCUGGCCUUCUUCUACAUCCUUGGCUCCCUGGCCAUCAGCGUUACCUGCCCAUCGGAUGAAUCGUCCCUGACUAAUGGUGGCGCUGGCGCUGGCUCGUCCCCCUUCGUCUUCGGCAUCAAGAAUGCCGGUAUUGCUGUCCUCCCCAGCAUCGUGAACGCUGUCAUCCUAACCUCUGCCUGGAGUUCGGGCAACUCGUACCUCUACAUGUCGUCCCGAGCUCUCUACUCACUCGCCGUGGCCGGCGACGCUCCGCACAUCUUCAGGGCCUGCAACCGCUACGGUCUCCCUUACAUGGCGCUGGCAGCUAGUGCCCUCUUCCUCCCUCUCGCCUAUCUGGCUGUCGGCAGCGGCAGCUCCCGUGUCUUCAACUGGUUCGUUAGUUUCACUAACACGUCCGCGUUCAUCAGUUGGACCUGCUGCUGCAUCAUCCACUUCCGCUUCACCAAAGCCGUCAAAGUUCAAGGCAUCGAACUCACGUACAGGUCCAGGUUCCAACCUUGGGGAGCUCGUGUUGGUAUCUUUGGCUUCAUCUUCUUGAUCCUUAUCAACGGAUUCGACACACUCUUCCCUCAGAGAUUCAAUGCUUCUGACUUCCUGACUGCCUAUAUCGGCAUCCCGGCUUUCUUGUUAGUCUACUUUAGCCACCGCUGGUACACCAGAAGUGACCCCUGGUGCUGGCCGGCGGAGGAUAUAGACAUGGUAACCGGUUUGGACGAGAUCAUUGCCGCCGAGCGCCCAAUCCGCGAACACAAGGGAGUCAUGAAAUAUAUCAGCUACAUAUACGAGUGA
Molecule: messenger RNA, 1653 nt
Organism: Trichophyton rubrum CBS 118892
Lineage: Eukaryota; Fungi; Ascomycota; Eurotiomycetes; Onygenales; Arthrodermataceae
Exons: 1
Coding region: 1-1653 (550 amino acids)
Biological process (GO): amino acid transmembrane transport
Cellular component (GO): membrane
Molecular function (GO): amino acid transmembrane transporter activity
Source: RefSeq, a predicted model, not a curated record